Molecule: messenger RNA, 1823 nt
Organism: Punica granatum (pomegranate)
Lineage: Eukaryota; Viridiplantae; Streptophyta; Magnoliopsida; Myrtales; Lythraceae
Source: RefSeq, a predicted model, not a curated record
UAAUUAUAACCCCAAUAUGCAUGUAUUUGUAUUAUUAAGUUCGCUAACCCAAGAUUUACAAUCGUGGGCAGCAAUAAUUCAAGUGAAAUGUGGCAUUCAGUGAUUGAUCUUUGGAGUCUUCCUAUAAUAGCAUAAACCCACAACAUUGAGCUCCAACCUCAUGUUUCUUGCCAAAAACCAUAUAUUCCAGUGAUGAUGAUGAUGUAAAACUUGGAAGAGAUCUUGCCGUGUUUGAGAAAAAUGACAGACGAAACGAUACUUGCUCGGAGUUUCAGCCGAAGCGAUCAGAGGAAAUUGCAGUAUGGUGCGGUUUUCGUUUGCCUGCUCAUUGCAUUGAGCAUUUCAACUGCACUCAAGCCUUACAUGGGCCCUCUGGCUUCUUUGAAUUUGAGAUUGUCCACGGGAGAUGGCCUCAAAAUGCUCGUAGUCAAGGAGAGCAGCUACGGACAGAAACAUGAAGCUGCUGCUACAGCUAAAGAAAAUGUGACAAAGGAAGUAGAACAGCUAUGCGCCAUCGAUCCAAGAUCAGAUUACUGUGCCAUCAAUGGUGACCUGAGAAUCCAUGCCAAUUCAUCUACAGUCUUUGCAGCUACGAUCCCCGGGAUGGCAACUUUUGGAAAUGGUUCUCGGGCCAUACGACCCUAUGCACGUAAAGGAGACAUGACGGCGAUGAGCAACGUGAGGGAAUGGACCAUUAUACCCCCAACUGAUCCUCGAAGUAUCCCUCAGUGUACCCGGAAUCAUAGUGUUCCAGGCAUGCUCUUUUCCACCGGAGGGUACUCCGGGAACAACUUCCAUGACUUCAGCGACAUUAUCGUUCCACUGUUCUUGACGUCGAGGCAAUUCAGUGGACAAGUCCAGUUCCUUGUGACCAACUACAACUCCUGGUGGGUUCGGAAAUUUCAUGUGAUUUUGGAGAGUCUGUCUCGAUACAGGUUGAUCGACAUCGAUAAGGAAGAAGCGCAAGUUCACUGCUUCACGGAACUCAUUGUCGGCCUGAAACAUCACAAGGAACUUAUCAUCGAUCCCUUGAGGUCCCCGUACUCAAUGAAGGACUUCAGGGAGUUUUUGAGAAACGCCUACUCGCUCAAAAGAUCAACCGCGAUCAAAAUAAGUGACAGAAAACGUAACAAAAGGCCUCGGCUCCUAAUCGUGUCGAGGAAGAGAACACGCGCUUUCCUAAAUGGGGCAGAAAUUGCCCAACUGGCAGAGACCUUAGGAUACGAAGUGAUCAUGGCUGAGGCGGUGUCGAACACGAGCAGGAACGCCGAGAUCGUGAACUCGUGUGACGUGAUGAUGGGAGUCCAUGGGGCCGGUCUCACCAACUUCCUCUUCUUGCCCCAAAAACCGGUCCUGAUACAAGUGGUGCCCUUGGGAGGGAUGGAGGGGCACUCCAAGAUCUGCUUCGGGGAUCCCGCGAGAAGCAUGAACAUGAGCUACUUGGAGUACAGGAUCACGGAGAGGGAAAGCUCGCUCAUGCGCGAGUACCCACCCGGUCAUAUCGUAUUGAAGGACCCGGCCGCCUUUCAUAGGAGCAGAUGGAGUGUUUUCAAGUCGGUGUACUUGGAGAAACAGAAUGUGGAGCUUGACUUGAACAGGUUCAGAGGCACAUUACUGAAGGCCUUGGAGCUCUUGCAAGCUUGAUUAGGUAAAUUUCUUGGAUCAAACAAAUUAGAAUGUAGUGUACAAUGUUGUUCAUUGUGUGAUUUUAAAUUUGUUGAGGAAAAAUUUAAGUAUUCUACAGAAUCUGCAUCGAAUAUGUUUUCUCGGAGAUGUUAAUUUACGACGAUUCAAUAAAAUACUUCGAUGAGGUAUAUCCUUCU